This is a messenger RNA of Balaenoptera musculus (blue whale), 1531 nucleotides long. Its product is annotated as peptidyl-prolyl cis-trans isomerase E-like. The record is from RefSeq and is a predicted model, not a curated record. The coding region runs from base 174 to 1250 and encodes 358 amino acids. Gene Ontology annotation, biological process: protein folding; protein peptidyl-prolyl isomerization. Gene Ontology annotation, molecular function: RNA binding; peptidyl-prolyl cis-trans isomerase activity. Gene Ontology annotation, cellular component: intracellular membrane-bounded organelle. NCBI's taxonomy places the organism in Eukaryota, Metazoa, Chordata, Mammalia, Artiodactyla, Balaenopteridae. The transcript has 4 exons.
UCUUGUUUUACUGCUAGGAAGUUCCUACCUCACGUAUUCAGGGGCAAUCAGAAGAGUGGACUGUAGAGUCAUUUGGGGCAAGAAGGCAUUGUAUGCUGGAAAAAGAAUAAGGGAGAUGUCACCAAAGAGAACUGUUUUCACUGGAGGAAGGCCUUAAGGGUUUGUGAAAUAAAAUGAAGGCAGUUUCCAAGUCAAAAGGCCACGGUGCUGAAUAUAAGGACUCCUUACCUAGAAAGAGGAAAGCUGUUGAUGCCAACACCGCAAAGAGGGUAAAGAAAAUCUGUUUUCAAAGGUAUGGAUAUGUUAAAAGAAUGGGGAGAGUAGGCUUCCGGCGGAAGAGUGCGGGAGCAAGAUGGCUACUACCAAGCGAGUGCUGUGGGCUGGCACAGGAGGUGGAUGACAAAGUUCUUCAUGCUGCUUUUAUCCCUUUUGGAGACAUCACAGAUAUCCAGAUUCCUCUGGAUUAUGAAACGGAAAAGCACCGAGGAUUUGCUUUUGUUGAAUUUGAGUUGGCAGAGGAUGCUGCAGCAGCUAUCGACAACAUGAAUGAAUCUGAGCUCUUUGGACGGACAAUUCGUGUCAAUUUGGCAAAACCCAUGAGGAUUAAGGAAGGCUCUUCCAGACCAGUUUGGUCCGAUGACGACUGGUUGAAGAAGUUUUCUGGGAAGACUCUUGAGGAAAAUAAAGAGGAAGAAGGGUCAGAGCCUCCCAAAGUGGAAACCCAGGAGGGAGAGCCCGCUGUAAAAAAGGCCCGGUCAAACCCUCAGGUGUACAUGGACAUCAAGAUUGGGAACAAGCCAGCAGGCCGCAUCCAGAUGCUCCUGCGUUCAGACAUCGUUCCUAUGACAGCAGAGAAUUUCCGCUGCCUGUGCACCCACGAGAAGGGCUUUGGCUUCAAGGGCAGCAGCUUCCACCGCAUCAUCCCCCAGUUCAUGUGCCAGGGCGGCGAUUUCACCAACCACAAUGGCACUGGGGGCAAGUCCAUCUACGGGAAGAAGUUUGACGAUGAAAACUUUAUUCUCAAACACACGGCACCAGGCCUGCUCUCCAUGGCCAACUCUGGCCCAAACACCAACGGCUCCCAGUUCUUCCUGACAUGUGACAAGACGGAUUGGCUGGAUGGCAAGCACGUGGUAUUUGGGGAGAUCAUGGAAGGCCUGGAUGUCUUGCGGCAGAUUGAGGCCCAGGGCAGCAAGGACGGGAAACCCAAGCAGAAGGUCAUCAUCUCCGACUGUGGGGAGUACGUGUGAGAGGGGAGCUGUCAGCCCGGGGAACCGGCAGCCAAGGUGUCCCGUUUGCAGCAAGCAGGGCUUUGUGUCCUGGCCCGCCCUUGGGGUCAGCGUGGGGCAGCUCCUCUGCAGGCACGGCCUGGGCCGCCUCUGGCUCUUCCCCAAGUGGGGCCGUGGGCCAGGGUGCUGCCCUCCCCACCGUGGACGGCUGUGCGUGCCCUUUCCAGGCCAGGGCCUCUCCUGGGCCCACUUGUGUGGAUCCUAGACGUUUUCUUCUGGUAAAAUAAAUUCUAGUUUUUGUA